Messenger RNA from Opisthorchis viverrini, 441 nucleotides. RefSeq lists its product as hypothetical. Bases 1 to 441 code for a protein of 146 amino acids. The record is from RefSeq and is a predicted model, not a curated record. NCBI's taxonomy places the organism in Eukaryota, Metazoa, Platyhelminthes, Trematoda, Opisthorchiida, Opisthorchiidae. The transcript has 2 exons.
AUGAGUGAACCGACAGUAAAGUUGGGCACUUCCCUCAUGGCUCCAACAACCCAGCAUCUAGGAGAAACCCGCCGAUUGCCAAAGUCGGAGGAAGUUGCAUGUUACGAGGCGGUAUCUAGACAGUUCCAGGCGGAAUGCAUUACGAUUCAACUGGGGGAAGCUGAAAAUGGCGAAAGGAAUUUCGCUGAUAUACCGUGGUCAGAAAGAUCGCACAAAAAUACACCCCAACCUACAAACUCAACCAGCAAACAUACAAAUGACCGCAGUUUGAUCAUCUUGGGUGUUCCGGAACCCAACGAAACGUCAAAUAAAGUAGCGCAAAACACGCACGACUACAUGCAGUUGCAAUGUCUAUGCAGUACACUUGAACUUAUAAACGUGGCCGUGGUUGAUACUUUCCAAAAUCACCAAAGUAUAUGGGUACCGGCCCCAGGCCCCUGA